Mesocricetus auratus (golden hamster) is the source of this 7425-nucleotide messenger RNA. It is a transcript of the gene Ppp1r3a, whose product is annotated as protein phosphatase 1 regulatory subunit 3A. Bases 11 to 3310 code for a protein of 1099 amino acids. Gene Ontology annotation, biological process: regulation of glycogen biosynthetic process. Gene Ontology annotation, molecular function: glycogen binding; protein phosphatase 1 binding. The record is from RefSeq and is a predicted model, not a curated record. NCBI's taxonomy places the organism in Eukaryota, Metazoa, Chordata, Mammalia, Rodentia, Cricetidae. The transcript has 4 exons. Gene Ontology annotation, cellular component: protein phosphatase type 1 complex.
AGAAAGUCCAAUGGAGCCUACCGAAGUACCUGGUCAGAUCAGCAAAGAUAAUUUUUUAGAAGUUCCUAAUCUGUCUGAUUCUGUUUGUGAAGAUGAGGAAGUUAAAGCGACCUUCAAGCCUGGCUUCUCCCCUCAGCCGAGCAGAAGAGGGUCAGGAUCUUCUGAAGACACGUACCUGGACACCCCAACUUCAGCUUCCCGGAGGGUUUCCUUUGCUGACAGCCUUGGAUUCAGUCUUGUGUCCGUUAAAGAAUUUGAUUGCUGGGAUUUACCAAGUGUUUCAACUGAUUUUGGCUUAAGUAGGGAUGUCUUCCACACAGAAGAAUAUGUUUUGUCUCCAUUGUUUGACUUGCCCUCUUCAAAAGAAGAACUUAUGGGACAACUUCAAGUGCAGAAAGCAAUGCUGGAGUCUACUGAAUACCUCCCUGGGUCGACAACUAUGAAGGGCAUUAUUCGAGUUCUGAACAUUUCUUUUGAGAAAUUAGUAUAUGUGCGCAUGUCCUUGGAUGACUGGCAAACACAUUAUGACAUUUUAGCAGAAUAUGUUCCUAAUUCAUGUGACGGUGAAACUGACCAGUUCUCUUUUAAGAUUUCAUUGGUUCCUCCUUAUCAAAAAGAUGGCAGUAAAGUUGAGUUUUGUAUACGCUAUGAAACUUCUGUGGGUACAUUUUGGUCAAAUAAUAAUGGCAUCAAUUAUGUAUUGGUUUGUCAAAAGAAAAGGAAAGAUCCAGAGCCUGUAAAACCAGUGGAAGAAGCUCCCAAUAGACAAAUAAAAGGCUGCUUAAAGGUAAAAUCAAGCAGUAAAGAAGAAUCAUCCCUAACAUCUGAAGAAAAUAAGUUUGAGAAUUUCAAGUUCACAGAUGCCUAUGUCCCAACAAUAAUUUGUUCUCAUGAGGAUGACUUGGGAGCCAGUCAUCAAAAUGUAGACGACAUCAACAUGGAGCAUGAAGGACAUAAUGAAAAAGAAUUAAACUUGAUGAUAAACCAACCGCUAUUAAAUUCUCGGGAUGAAAAGAAUACAUUUUCGGCAGACCCAGUCAAUUGGACAAAUAAAGCUGAGGGGUCAGAGAAGAAGCAAGAUUAUUAUGAAAUUCAUACUGACUUGUUCAGAAGGCCUUUGUCUCCAAGCUUACCAGAAGAAAUCUCCUCAAAGGGAGAUUCCUACCGAGGCAGAAACUAUUCUCCAGGAAAUGAAUAUGGUCAUCCACCUUCAGAGGGGAUUCCUUCAUAUGGGGGAGAAGUGGGGCCAUUACUGGGAGAUGCUAGCUCUGAUGAAUUAAUGCAAUUGAACCUCCACAGCCAAGAAGUCUUAGAUGAUAAUGCCAAUCCUGCCCACAGAAGUGGCAGAGUUCAAAUAGCAUGCCCAUCCUCUGGCCACCUAAUGACAGAUGGUCUUAACAAGAAUAAUGAAACAGGAGCCAAAAAAACUGGAGUAAAAGAUCACAAAUAUUCAAGAAGUGGUUUCUGUUUAGAUGCAUCCACAAAUCUGGAAGAAUCAAAUGCAUCUUCCAAAGAUGAUUCUACCAAGAGCAAUGAUGAAGAGGAACACAACAAAUGCUUAAGUGUUAAUGAAAACCAAAGAAAGACUUUUCCAUCAAUAUUCCAGACCAAAGACAGACACCCAGAAAUAAGCAUUGAAGGGACUAAAGCUAAUAACAAAGACUUAAUCACACCACUAAGCAAUGACACUACAACUACUACAUGGAGAGCAGCAGUAGGUCCCUCUGCUUCAACAAAGACAAAAGUGUAUUGGAGAGAAACCGGCAAAGGUACAACUUUAGAACCAAGAGCUCCACAUCUUGGUUCAUCAAGAAAUGGUAACAUUCUGACAGGCGAUUAUCUUUUACAAGCUGCAAGGGAAAAAUCAGAUCCUAGUAAUCUUGAAGAUCAGAAUAUGAAUACACAGCAUAAAAAAAAUUGGAAUGUUCUGGAAUGUCAGCCAGAAACAAGAGGAAUUGAAACAAACACAGCCAAGCAGAUCAAAGAACAAGCAGAGUGUAAAGACGUGUGGGAAAAAAGAGAUAACAAGAGAAGUCUGAAAGCUCCUCCUACAGAACCAUUGUUUACCUGCCAAGAGACAGAAUGCUAUGAACUGUCUCCUCUAGCUGAUCAUGGUAUUACUGAGAAAGCACAAGCAGUUACAGCUUAUGUAAUUAAGACAACAUUAGAAAGGACUCCAGAAAGCAUGUCUGCUAGAGGAAAUGCAAUAAUUGCUAAGCUACCCCAAGAGACAGCACGAAGUGACAGGCCCAUCGAGGUAAAAGAAACAGCGUUUGAUCCACACGAAAGGAGGAAGGAUGACUCACAUUAUACCCUUUGUCAUGGAGAUACAGCAGGUGUAAUCCAUGACAAUGAUUUUGAAAGGGAAUCACAUUUUGCUAUUUGUAAUGUAAGUGUAGAUGAAAUGGAGAAGGAGGCAACCACAUCUACAUGCUAUCUUAGGAAGACACAUGACAAGGAGAAACGUGGAAUUGGAAUUGCAACUUCUACAGACGAACCUUCACAGGUCAUUACAGGUGAUCAAAAAGCUAUGUCAAAAAUGGAUUUACAUUUGGGAGUAUUAACAACAGACAAAGCAGUGUUCCUGGAAAAUAAAGAUCUUGAGCUGCUUCAAGAAUUAUCAAGGAGAACAGAAAUCGAUGCUGUUCGUUCUGCGUUUAAUUCAGACAUUUCCAGCACAUCUCAGGGCAGCCCUCACGUUUACAAAUGCCAAUCUGAAAAUUCAGAACCCUCUUCUGGAUGGCUAUUUGCUGAAGAGAAAGCAGAUACCAACACAACACCCCAGUCUAUGCCUGCCAAAUCAGAAUAUACUUGCUGCCCAGAAAGUGAGAUCCUGGACCAUGUCGUGUCUAAACCUGAUGAUGUUUUCAAAACCUUGGAAAUAAUGGAAGCAGGUAAUGGAAGAGAAAGACCUGUGGGUCUGAUUCUCCAACAAAAAGAAGGCAAAAGUUUGGAAAAAUCACAUGGCCCAAUGAUUUUAGUCAGUGAACCUCUUGAGAAUCUGGAGGAGGCAAAGCCUGACGUUGAAGGAUUGAUACAUUUUGGACAGUCACAAUGCUAUUCAGAUGACAAAGGAUCAGAGAGCCCCACUUCUGCUACUCUCCCUCCCCAAGAAGUCCAAGCUCAGGGCAGGGAGUCUCUGCUUUCCACAUACAUCAACUCUAAAGUGCCUUUUUUCCUUUUGUUUCUGAUCUUUCUUGCAACUAUCUACUACUAUGACUUAAUGGUAGGUUUGGCAUUCUACCUCUUUUCCUUGUACUGGUUAUACUGGGAAGGGGGGAGGCAAAAAGAGUCUGUCAAAAAGAAGUGAGGUCGGUGAAAUGACUAUUUUCUGUUGAAAGAUAAGCUAUUUAGGCCCAAACGUUUGGAUUGGCGAGAGAGUCUAUUCAUUGUUCGAAGAGUCAGUGCAGUUUUUCUCUUGAAAGAACAUUUAAAAAGGAAUGCAUAUGACGUUUGCUCCUUCAUAUAAGUAAUUAUUCUAUAUAGGACCAUUAUGCGUGGAUCAUUAAAUACCUAUAUGAAUAUGAGAUCUGAAGCACGUCAAGUUGAAAUUAGGUACAGCUGUUGCUCCUUAGUAGGCUGUGAAGUCGAAAUGCUUCAUGUCCCUUCACUGCUUAAAAUGCUAUUUCUUGCAUCCAUUUCUUUCACAGUAAAGCUGUGGAUAUUUUUUUCCCUGAAAGUGCUUUCCCCCUAUGGUUUUAAAAAUAGAUACAACAUGGACAAUAGCAGAGAAUUUUUUUUCUUUCAGCCCAUAGAAGUAACCAUGAAAUUUUCAUUUAGUACUGUGUUAUUUAUCAGCAUACGUUUAUAGAUCAAGUACUAAAAGUUCUAUUUUAUACCAAGAAAAUGCCCAUGUAUGCUAUCACAGCAAAACAUAAGAUGGAGACAUAUAUUAUGCACAUUCAAAUUAUAAUUCAUAUACAUGCCCUUGUAUCUCUUUACACCUAUAAUAUCAGGGUGUUUAUAAAACAAAUUUGACCAACAAUUCUGUAACAAAUUAGAAAUUUUCAUUCAGCUCUACAAAUUUUGCAGGUAUCUUAUUUCAAACAAUGUUUUUCAAUUGAAAAUGUAGAAUGUAAUAUGGCUGAACAAUUUCAAUGUUACGUGGUGUCCAGACAUGAAAUUUAAAACCUUCUGUAAGUACUGUUUUAGGACAACUUAGUAGCUAGAGAGCAGCGACUCUCAUCCUGUAGGUCCUGACUCCUUUGGGAUCAGAUAUCCUGCAUGACAGAUAUUUACAUUAUGAUUUAUAGGAGUAGCAAAAUUACACAGGUAUGCAGUAGCAACGAAAUAGUUUUAUGGUUGGGGGGUCAUCUCAACAUGAGUACCUGUACACAAAGUCGCAUUGUUAGGAAGGUUUAGAACCACUGCUAUAGAGCAUAAGGCCUUAAAUGACAAUAAAGUAGAUAGUAGAAUGGUUGCCCUUCAUAAUAGAUCUUUUGUUUUUAAUUUAGUUGUUAAUAUUUUCUCAUAAUGAGGAGAUAUUCCAAUGUGCACUUGCAGAACAAACACCUUGACUUGGUUGUUACUCACUGUAUGAUCUUUAGGCUGUAAGCUGUAAGUAAGAAAAAUAGGCAUAGCUGGAGGCAUACUGGAAAAUAUGUGAACACCCAAUAUAUCAGUGAUUUUGACUACUGUAAUUAUGGGUAAAAGAUUGAAAUAAUAGAUUUUUUUGGUUAGGUGGUAAUACUGUCAAGAGUCAUAUAAAAUUUAUUUUAGCAAAUUUUUGGAUGACUGUAAUACAUAAGGCCCUGUGUGCUCUAUUCUGUGGCAGUUCUGUGAUACAUUGAAUGUACGGAUCCCUAGAUUUGAAUGAUCAUCUUUGAUGGGAAUUUCUUUCAUGGAAUAUUUAAUUGAAAACAGUAUAAUAUUUUUAUUUAUAGUCAUAAACUUACAUGUUAUCUCAUAUAUCUUAGAAAUAUGCAUUUAGGAGAAAAUAAUAAAAAUAUUUUAAAGAACUUUCAUCUGAUACUUAGUGAUUUGCUUAAUUUUUGUUAUACACACAACUAUUUCUCAGUCUUGUAAUUGCAUGCUGUUCUUAAAUCCCCUUGAAAGUGAGUGACUGUCUUAUCUCUUUAGUAGAUCAAAUACAAACAUCCUGGAGUAGAAUGUAGGUCAAAUAUUUGAGUUCUUAAAAAGCAUAUUUUCGUUAAAUACAAGUCAAUUUUCUUUAAGCAGUCCUUAGAAAUUAUCAUUGAAAUUGUUACCACCAUAUUUUGUUGUCAGUACUGUUAAGUUAGAAUUAAAGCUAGCAUUCCUUCAGUGCUUUAUGGCUUAGAGAUUUUUUAGUUCUAUGUUUUAAGAGUUUCGGUCAAUAUGCCAUUUCUCUUUAAUGCAAAGAACACUAUUAUUUCAUGAGUACAGGUGCCCAAACUGGAAUUCUUUGAAAUGAUCAAUGCAACUUCUUUUAUCUCUUUUAUUUGACUUCUGGUAACAUUAACUCACAAAAGUUCUCAUGCAUUUGUAAUAAAACAGGAACAAGAGUCAAAAGAUUUUUAAAUUCAGGAUUGAACUGACUCUUCAAACAUUCUGUAUGAGGAACUUGAAAUAAAGUCACAAGAACACGUGAAGUGAUUGAUAUAUGGGGAGGCAGAGUUCAGUCGUCUCUUUUGGUCAUAUCUCUAUGCUGAAUAAGAAGUGGUAGGAAGAACUCAUGGCCUCUGCUAAGGAUUUGGCUAUGGACCAUGUUGGUAAAGGCCAUUUUUUAAAUGCAUAUCUGCCUGUUCCAUAUCUCACCAAUAUUGACUUUGGACAUAAUGAAGAUAUGGCAGGGUAAUUAGCAGCAAGAAGCUUGGCCUAUGUCAUUCUCAUAGAAUUUGAUAUCAUCAUUAUCACGUUUUAUCUUGCUGGGCUUUUCACUUUUAGACAUUAAGCUCUAAAAAUUAAUUGAUAAGUAAGUCUAGGAAGCAUAAGUAGUAAAAGUGACUUUCUUUUAAGAAAUCUGACUUCUCUAAGCUGUCCAUGUCACAAUAGAAUUCUCAACCAGGAUGACAUGAAUUAGUGGAUGAUAUCCACUCUUCAACACUGAAGAGCGUUAGGAUAAUAGAACAAAAUUUUCCUGAGAAGCUCUAAUAUGUCAGUGAUAAAGUUUUUCAAGGACUGUCUAUAUUCAAAUAUUUGCCAAUAUUUUGUCAAAACAAGACAUUCUUAUACCUCAUCUAACACCAGUGUUAUGAUUAAGUUGAAAAAUUUUAAAUGACUAGACCAAUGUUUUCUUUUACAGUUAUGAACAUUAUUUCAUGUUAAAGACAUUUUUCUUCAUCAAAAUCCCUUUUAAACAUGAAUAAAAUAAAGAUUAAACAAAUAAAAUAGGUCUAGUAAAAUUAUAGGUGGUCUGGUUACUGAUCUCCUUUGUGAUAAAGACUUUUCUUUUACAUGUCUAUGGAGUGCUUCUGGAAAGUGGAUUUUUUGGUAAUAUUUUGUUUAUAUUCUAAUAAAGCAUGCCUGAAGAUCAGAGUUCAAAGCUAGCCACAGCCAUACAGUUCAGACAGUGGCCCAACAUAUCUUUAAUCCCAGGACUCAAGAGACAGGGGCAGAUGGAUCUCUGUGAGUUCAAGUUUAUCCUGUGCUAUAUGAGAGUGAAACAGUCUAAAAGAGAGACAGAACUCAAAUCUUUAAUCCCAGCACUAAGGAGGUAGAGACAGAAGUGAUAUGGCUGGGCAAAGAGAGGAAUAUAAGGCAGGAGGAAAGAAGAACAUAUUGCAGUCUAGGCAGUCUGAGGUUUGGUGAGAAGCAAUGCAGUUGGGAGCAAUCUGAGGUUCAGUGGAUCACCCCUUUGGUUUGAGCAUUGGUAGAGGUGAGAACUGUAUAAUGGCUGCUUUGCUUCUCGGAUCUUCAUCUUUAACUCCACUAUCUGUCUGUGGGUUUCUAUUAUUCAUGCUUUACACUAAGGACCUCCUUUUGCUGUUAUGUAGUCUUAACCAGUUCCUGUGGAAAUGAAGAAGAUUCAUUUUUGCUCUACAAGAUGUGAAAUGCCAGGCCAUGCUUGCCAAUUACCUUCUUGGUUGUGUAUCUCUUAAGAGAGCAAGCAGCUCAAAAAGCCACUGUGAUUUAUCUGAUUAACCAAGGUUGUUUCUGUUUGUUUUUUUGGAAAUUUUAUAAUGAAGAGCUUGCCAACACAACUUAAUUUUCAUCAUUUAAAACAUAUUUAGUCAAGAAUCUAAUGUUUCUAGCACAUAACCCAAGCUUUCAAAAUUAUAGAUAAAAUUUUAAUGAAGCUUCCAACCCAGCUUUGAAUGUGCAUGCAUUUUACACUUAAUUGUUGUAUUGUGGUUUGCUGAAACCUUAUUAAACAAGCAACUAUUUAAAAAGUGCAAGAUUUUCAUUUUAUAUCAUUUCAACAUUUUCAAGUGCAUAUACGGGACAUUUAUUUUUCAAAAAUGGACUAUGCAUUGUGAAAACUUUAAUAAAAUUUCCCCAAGUGUU